AUGGCUCAGUAUUCAUCUGCAAUGGCUCAUGCUGUGUCGUUGAUUCGACCCAGAAGGAACUCUUCCAAACUCCACAGAAGAGAUGUUUAUCCAUUCGCCAACACUGCAGUCGAACAGAAGAAUGAUACACCUUCCUCCCCACCUUCCUCGGAUAUUACCCAUCAAACGUCGACUGGAAGACUUCGAUGCAAAGCCAAUUUGAUUGUUGAAAUUACUGUCGACCAAGCACUACAUGGACAGUGCUCAAUAACAAUGCUUGCCCAGGACAGUCAUCGUCCACAUAAACAUCUCUUGUCACUCAAUGUGUCCCCAAAGAUUCGAAGCUAUCUUCAUGAAGCUGCUUUAAACUUAGGAAUGACUGAAACACGUCUUCAAAGUUGGUUCAACACCUCACCUUUGAAAACCGACACUUAUACCGAAUGGGUUGCACCCUUGAGAAGAGAUCGACUGGAUAAGGAACCUCUAGCGGCUAUCCAGAUCAUUGCUGAUAGAAAGCCCCAGGAAUUGUUAUAG
Kwoniella mangroviensis CBS 8507 is the source of this 513-nucleotide messenger RNA. RefSeq lists its product as uncharacterized. NCBI's taxonomy places the organism in Eukaryota, Fungi, Basidiomycota, Tremellomycetes, Tremellales, Cryptococcaceae. The record is from RefSeq and is a predicted model, not a curated record. The transcript has 4 exons. The coding region runs from base 1 to 513 and encodes 170 amino acids.